GGCGAGGAGAUCACCACAACACAGGAAUCCAUUGAAGACUUUGGAUGUGCGGGGGAUGACCAUUCGCUGUGGGUUAGUGCAGUGCACAAUGGCACACGUGUGCUCUAUCUAAUGGACCACUUAGGAGGAGAGGCUCAGGUGCGCAAGCAUGCCACGUCGUCGCCUGUGAGUGCCAACGCCGACGGCACAUUCGCGUACGCUACACAGAGCACCACAGACUAUCCAUCAGUGUAUGUGGGAGGCACACUCGUCCCAGUAGACACGCACAAGGCCUUUGACACGUACCAGGUGCAGGUGGGUUGCAUUGGCUGA
Molecule: messenger RNA, 312 nt
Organism: Sphaeroforma arctica JP610
Lineage: Eukaryota; Ichthyosporea; Ichthyophonida
Exons: 2
Source: RefSeq, a predicted model, not a curated record